This is a messenger RNA of Neltuma alba, 1779 nucleotides long. RefSeq lists its product as uncharacterized. Bases 233 to 796 code for a protein of 187 amino acids. NCBI's taxonomy places the organism in Eukaryota, Viridiplantae, Streptophyta, Magnoliopsida, Fabales, Fabaceae. The transcript is spliced from 7 exons. The record is from RefSeq and is a predicted model, not a curated record.
ACAAUCGCCGGGACCACAAUAGCUCAUUUCUCUGGAUUGAGGAUUCUAACUAUAUCCACAUCCUCCAAUAGUCCAAUCCCAUCCAAUCUUCUAUCUCUUGCUCAAUCAACUGAGUUUAGGACUUUGAACGAACUGAAAAGAGUCUAACAUACUUAACUGUCAAGCUCAUGUAUUUUUGUCCCUUGUCUGUCCGAUUUAAGCAAUUUUUAUCUUAUUGAAUUCUCCCUCUGCAAUGCCAGGAACAAUCCUGGUCUCAGUCCUGGAAUUCAUGGGUCUUCCGUUAUCUUCAACAUCCAUAAAGGUUUCCAUGGGGAAAACAGAGUCCCUCAUCAGCGAGGAGGGAGACUUUUCCUUCCCAUUAGCUAGUCUUCGUGAGGAUCUCAUUAUCAAACUUCAGGAUUCUGAUGGGAAUGAAAUAUCUCGUAUAGGGUUUCAUACGAAGUCAAUAGUUGAGAAAGGUGUUUGGGAAGACAUCUUUGCCCUUGGGCAUGGACACCUGCGUCUGAAGCUGCAGUUCAUCCUCAAUGAUGAAGACCGUGACCGGAUUCGUAUGAUGAGACAAUCUGCGUUGAAGAAGAAACAUGAUGAGCUUCUCAGUAGCAGUCCCAGGGGUUCAGAAAGUGAUAGUGCUUCUGUUGGCAAUGCUGCACUAGCCUUCAGGAAUGAUGAGGUCUCAGAAUCUCCAAAAAGACACCUACAACUUGAAGCCGUUUCUCAAGGGGAAAAACCUGUUGGUUUCCGAACUGAGAAAAAAAAACCGGCCCUAACAUUAUAUUGGGGGCUGAGCCUGAUCUAAUGCAGCUACACCCAGUUAAGGAUUUGAUUACUUUACAAUGUUUUCUCUAUUGUGCUGAUGAAAAGCCAUUGGAAAAAGUACUAUUGUUUGCUUAAUGCUCAUUUCGGAUGUUUUAGAACGGCGCAGUUCAAUAUAAGGAGAUCUCAUCAAACAAACCGCUGUCAGAAGCAUUUGAUCCUACUAAAUUAAAAGAAAAGGGUUUAACUAAGAAGCCUGGUUUUGGUUCAGCACUUUCAAAAGAUCCUCAGAGAGCUAUAAAUUCAGAGGAAGUAGUAGCUAUUUCAUUUAGAAGCUCAAAUCAGAAUGAAGUUGCAGAGAAUAAUCUGAUACAGCCCAAUCCCAGCAAUGUGAGAAAAAUGAUUAGUGCCUUUGAAAUGCAAACUGGUCUAGCUCAGGUAUUGCAAGUGUUGUACGAUAUCAUCAAUGUAUAAUUGCAAUAUUUUGACAACUGGGGUUCACAUGGGACUUUUCUUAAACCAGGAUAUGAGAUCUCCCAUCAAAUCACCUUCAUCAGAUCACUGUUCAAGUACAAUUGAAACAAAAGCUUCUUCCAAGGCUAAGCACUCAGGGAAAGAGAAGGCUUGGAAUAAAGGGCCAGUGGGCUUGUCACAAGGAAAAUACAGAUGUAGCUCUACGGUAAGAGAGUUGAAACAAGCCCAGUUAUAUAAUGGAGAAAACAGAGAGCGACUUAAUUCACUUAGUCAUGGGAAGGAGUUACUGAACAAGCAAACAAAUUCAAAUGCCAGGAAUAAAUUCAAACUAUCACAUAAAUCAGAUAGAGAGGAAGAUAAAUAUAGCAAAGAUUUUGUGAGAACAUUUGCAUUUGAGGCAGUUACUUCAGGGAAGAUGCCUGAGAAGAUUUCGGAUAUAUAUCAUCCUAGCAAUCUGUUUGAUUCCAGGAAAGAUUCUAGAAGCAACCCAAACAAAGGAGUAAAAAGGGGAGAUGCCUUGAAAAGUUCUCGUGAAUUAUGUGUCAACAGGGA